AACAAUUGAGGGGGACGGAGGGAGUAGAAAAAUAGACCACUACACAUACCUCCAUAACUCCAUUAUUAGUUAAGUAGGCAGUAGACUGGUAGUUGGCAUUUGAUGCUCAAUUGCUUCUGAAAGCGAGAUGGAUUCGACAAGUAGAAUCGUAACAAAUUAGUAACCGUCCAGAAUUCAUGCAAUAAAAACGAGCAGAAUUUAGGAUGGAAACGUAAUGAAGAUAUUUUAAAGGUUGACAAGGCUGCUCUCACCGCUGCCGCCAUGGACUCGCCGCUACUACCAGUCCCCGACGAUAUCGUGGAUGGCGUCGUUGACUACAGGAACCGUCCAGCUCUCCGAUCUAAAUCCGGCCGAUGGAAAUCAGCUUCCUUCAUCAUAGGAGUUGAAGUUGCGGAGAGAUUCGCAUAUUACGGAAUCAGCACAAAUUUAAUUACAUUUCUUACUGGUCCAUUGGCUCAAUCCACGGCCACUGCCGCAGCUAAUGUUAACGCUUGGUAUGGAACAGCCUCGCUUUUGCCUCUGUUAGGUGCUUUUAUUGCUGAUUCUUUCUUGGGACGCUACCGCACUAUUAUCAUUUCUUCCCUUAUUUACAUUCUGGGGCUUGGACUGCUGACACUUUCGGCUGUUUUUACUUCUUCCACUUCUGCGGUCUCUCCUCCACCGCUCGAAAUUAUAUUCUUCUUUUUCUCCUUAUAUCUGGUAGCAGUAGCACAAGGAGGACACAAACCUUGUGUUCAGGCUUUUGGUGCCGACCAGUUUGACGUUGAUCAUCCGGAGGAGUGCAAAGCUAAAAGCUCCUUCUUUAAUUGGUGGUACUGCUGCAUAUGUGCUGGUAGUGUGGUGACUCUCGCAAUCUUAGCGUAUAUACAGGACAAUCUUGGUUGGGUACUCGGAUUUGGGAUUCCUUGUAUUGCCAUGGGAAUCGCUCUUGUCCUCUACUUGCUUGGGACAGUGACCUAUCGAUAUACUGUCAGUGACAAUGAGAAAAGCCCUUUCGUUAGAAUUGGUCAAGUGUUUGUCAAGGCAACUAGGAAUUGGCGAAUUUCCCCUUCAGAAUUGUCCAUCGAUGAGGAAGCCCGGGGAACUUUACCUCAUCAGAGUUUUCAACAAUUCAAUUUUCUCAACAAAGCGUUGCUGUCACCCGAUGGUGUAAAGGACGAAGCGCACAUAUGCAGCAUGACUGAAGUUGAAGAAGCAAAAUCAGUUCUCAGGCUGGUUCCUAUAUGGGCAUCGUGUUUGGUAUAUGCCAUUGUGUUUGCACAAUCACCUACUUUCUUCACCAAGCAGGGAGUGACCUUAAACAGGUCUGUCGGGUCAAGCUUUGAGAUUCCACCCGCUGCUUUGCAAUCUUUUAUCACCCUUUCUAUUGUGAUCAUUAUUCCCAUCUAUGACCGUGUUCUUGUUCCUUGUGCACGAGCUGUAACCGGGAAACCCUCUGGCAUAACAAUGCUUCAAAGAAUUGGGGUUGGUAUAGCCUUCUCCAUCAUUUCUAUGGUAAUUGCAGCUCUGGUAGAGAUGAAAAGACUCCAAACUGCUCGUGACUACGGGCUGGUUGAUAAACCCGAUGUUACCAUUCCAAUGUCCAUCUAUUGGCUGGUUCCACAGUACGUGCUAUUUGGAAUUGCUGAUGUAUUCACUAUGGUUGGUCUGCAAGAAUUCUUUUAUGAUCAAGUUCCAAAUGAACUAAAAAGUAUUGGUCUUUCUCUGUACCUCAGCAUCUUUGGUGUUGGGAGCUUCCUUAGCAGCUUUCUUAUUUCCAUUAUCGAGAAAACAACUGGUUCUGAUGGUCAGGACAGUUGGUUCUCAGACAACUUAAAUCGAGGACAUCUGGAUUACUUUUAUUGGUUACUCGGGGGCCUUAGUACAAUCUCAGCUGUAUUGUACUUAUACUCUGCAAGAACAUAUGUUUACAAACAGAGGCAUACUUUCUGAGUCUACGGAGAUGACUGUUGUUGUUAGCAUAAUACAACUAUAUAAGCUAGUACCAUAGCAAUGAAAGUUUCUUUGUAAACGACUGCAUUUGUAUACACGAGCUUUCGUUAAACGGCUUGUAAUGCUCCAGUUGGUUAAGUAUCAUCUGAAAUACUACAGUUCAGUUAUCGGAACAGAGAGCAGGCUUCCCCUCCAGCAGGAACAGGAAACGUAACACAGGGUUUAAGAAAUUUUAUGGUGUUUCAGAAUAGAGCCAACAACAAGAUUGAAUAGCACUAUAGGCUAUAGCUGGUAUGAAUCUGAGGAUUGUAAAUUUGUAACGCAGCACAAGUUGAAGGAAAGAGAUGUCAUGUUUUAACUUGAUCGCUCAA
Daucus carota subsp. sativus is the source of this 2303-nucleotide messenger RNA. RefSeq names its product protein NRT1/ PTR FAMILY 5.10. The coding region runs from base 262 to 1932 and encodes 556 amino acids. Gene Ontology annotation, molecular function: tripeptide transmembrane transporter activity; dipeptide transmembrane transporter activity. The record is from RefSeq and is a predicted model, not a curated record. The transcript is spliced from 4 exons. Gene Ontology annotation, biological process: dipeptide transport; transmembrane transport. Lineage: Eukaryota; Viridiplantae; Streptophyta; Magnoliopsida; Apiales; Apiaceae. Gene Ontology annotation, cellular component: membrane.